Callorhinchus milii (elephant shark) is the source of this 1126-nucleotide messenger RNA. RefSeq names its product galanin peptides-like. NCBI's taxonomy places the organism in Eukaryota, Metazoa, Chordata, Chondrichthyes, Chimaeriformes, Callorhinchidae. The coding region runs from base 561 to 926 and encodes 121 amino acids. Gene Ontology annotation, molecular function: hormone activity. The record is from RefSeq and is a predicted model, not a curated record. Gene Ontology annotation, cellular component: extracellular region. The transcript is spliced from 7 exons.
UGAGGCCAUUCGGCCCCUCAUGCCCAUGCAGGUUCUCUGAAAGCUACCAACUAAUCCCACUUCCCCCGUUCUUGUAAAAUCUUACAGGUAAGUGCACCCAUUGAGGUGGGAUCCACUCCUCUAAUUUGGAGGGGUGGGGUGAGAUUCCUUUUUUUUUAAAGGUUUGGUUGAAAACCCAAGUCAAGUGUCUUAGGAUAGACUUAACUGUGGCUGAGAUCCUGGCAAGUUGACGUUCGUCACAAAUCCUAAGAGAGGGAAGCCACAAAUGCAACAAAUUCUAAAAUAGAAUGAGUGGGAUAGAAGACGAGGCAAUUGACAGGAGAGAGAUAGAGAGAAAGAGGAAUCGAGACGAGCCGCAAAAAGUCUGAGACCAUCAAUCAAGCUGGGAAUUGAAAGGCGAAAGACCAGAGGAAUAAAGUUAUCGCAAAGGAUGCGGUGUAGCAGUCUAGAAAGGAAGUGCUUCCAAAGGCAUUGACAGUCUGCCCUGUGAACCAAUACAGUCAACCCAAGCCCGGACAAGUCCUCAAAUCAACGGCCAACAGAGGCAGGACUUCUUUCAGAUGCAAGCCUCGAGAAAGCUGUUCUGCAUUUCCAUGAUCCUUUGCGUUUUGGUGACCGAAUGUUUUGGAUUAGGCGUGAUGGCCAAGGACAAGCGAGGGUGGACAUUAAACAGUGCAGGUUACCUGCUGGGUCCAUAUGCUUCGAAUGACUACAGGAACCUGAAUGCCAAGGGAGGGCUCGCUGGGAAAAGGGACAACCUUUACCAUAAUGGCAACCCGGACAGUGAAACACUCUAUAAUCCGAUCGCCGAAAAUGCCCUGCGGAGGCUGAUCCAGGCUCUCGACUACUCCCGCAAGAAAGGAGAUCGCAUUGUAUUGGAUAACGCUGACGUGCCUUUCUUGGCAAAUGAGAGACAAAAGGCCUAGCCCCCACCCCACCCCGUUCCUCCACCGCUCCAUCACAGCGAUCUCCGCUUUACGUAUUCUUGUACAGCGCCACGGAGCGAGCUGGGAACGUGUGGUGUUUUUCAUUUGCACCGAAGACGGAACGAAAAUAAUUUUGCUCGCGUGUAAAUGUCCAGCUCAAUAAAGAGAAACACGGCACACGGCACUGCCAAGAUUGUUGU